AUGGAAGAGAUGGAAGAGGAGCUGAAAUGCCCGGUGUGCGGCUCCUUUUACCGGGAGCCCAUCAUCCUGCCCUGCUCGCACAACCUGUGCCAGGCGUGCGCCCGCAACAUCCUGGUGCAGACGCCGGACUCGGAGUCUCCGCAGAGCCGCCGCGCCUCGGGCUCGGCCGUCUCCGACUAUGACUACCUGGACCUGGACAAGAUGAGCCUGUACAGCGAGGCGGACAGCGGCUACGGCUCUUACGGGGGCUUCGCCAGCGCUCCUACCACGCCGUGCCAGAAGUCCCCGAACGGGGUCCGCGUGUUCCCGCCGGCCGCGCCGCCGCCUCCCGCCGCCCUGGCGCCGCCGCCGCCGCCGCGCAACGCGUGCCUGACCUGCCCGCAGUGCCACCGCAGCCUGGUGCUGGAUGAGCGCGGGCUGCGGGGCUUCCCCCGAAACCGCCUGCUCGAGGGCGUCAUCGACCGCUACCAGCAGGGCAGGGCGGCGGCCCUGCGGUGCCAGCUCUGCGAGAAGGCGCCCAAGGAGGCGGCCGUGAUGUGCGAGCAGUGCGAUGUGUUUUACUGCGACCCGUGCCGCCUGCGGUGCCACCCGCCGCGGGGACCGCUGGCCAAGCACCGCCUGGUGCCGCCGGCCCAGGGCCGCGUCAGCCGCCGGCUCAGCCCCCGCAAGAUCUCCACCUGCACCGACCACGAGCUGGAGAACCACAGCAUGUACUGCGUGCAGUGCAAGAGCCCCGUCUGCUACCAGUGCCUGGAGGAGGGCAAGCACUCCAGCCACGAGGUGAAGGCGCUGGGAGCCAUGUGGAAGCUGCACAAGAGCCAGCUUUCCCAGGCCCUGAAUGGUUUGUCAGACAGAGCCAAGGAGGCAAAGGAAUUCCUGGUCCAGCUCCGCAACAUGGUGCAGCAAAUCCAGGAGAACAGUGUGGAGUUCGAGGCCUGCCUGGUGGCCCAGUGUGACGCCCUCAUCGACGCCCUCAACAGAAGGAAAGCCCAGCUGCUGUCCCGGGUCAACAAGGAGCAUGAACACAAGCUGAAGGUGGUGCGGGACCAGAUCUCGCACUGCACGGUGAAGCUGCGCCAGACCACGGGGCUGAUGGAAUAUUGCCUGGAGGUCAUCAAGGAGAACGACCCCAGCGGCUUCCUGCAGAUCUCAGAUGCUCUCAUCAGGAGGGUGCACCUGACCGAGGAGCAGUGGGGCAAGGGGACGCUCACCCCACGCAUGACCACGGACUUCGACCUGAACCUCGACAACGCCCCUCUGCUGCAGUCCAUCCACCAGCUCGACUUCGUCCAGAUGAAAGUCUCCUCCCCAGUGCCGGCCCCGCCGAUCCUGCAGCUGGAGGAGUGCUGCACCCACAACAACAGUGCCACUCUGUCCUGGAAGCAGCCCCCUCUGUCCACGGUGCAGGUGGAAGGAUACAUCCUGGAGCUGGACGAUGGCAACGGCGGCCAGUUCAGGGAGGUGUAUGUGGGCAAGGAGACCAUGUGCACGGUGGAUGGGCUGCACUUCAACAGCACCUACAGCGCCCGCGUCAAGGCCUUCAACAAGUCAGGAGUCAGCCCCUACAGCAAGACCCUGGUGCUCCAGACUUCCGAGGACGCGCAGUCAGAAGAACAGACCCUCCCUUUUCCAGUGCCUUUGGAAAGAUCGCAGCUUCGUAGAAUGAGUCCUUUCUCCUCCACCCUUAAUCUACAACCCAGCUUCUCGGGGAGAUCCUACUUUGAGCUAAGAUCUUCGGCCCACCAGCUGAGCUUGCAUUCUUCCUUACAGUCCCUGAAUUCAGCCGGAUGCAAUUUUGACACACAAGGAUCGCCUUACUCCCAAUUAGUUGACAUUAAAAAAAUGGUGGCAGUCGCUUGGUUCUCUUUCGACCCCGCCUCUGCCCAUGCCGACAUCAUCUUUUCCAACGACAACCUGACUGUCACCUGCAACAGCUACGAUGACAGGGUGGUGCUGGGGAAAACGGGCUUUUCCAAAGGGCUGCACUACUGGGAGCUGUCCAUCGAUCGCUACGACAACCACCCCGACCCGGCCUUCGGCGUGGCUCGCAUCGACGUCCUCAAGGAUGCCAUGCUGGGCAAGGACGACAAGGCCUGGGCCAUGUACGUGGACAACAACCGCAGCUGGUUCAUGCACAACAACUCCCACACCAACAGAACCGAGGGCGGGAUCACUAAAGGCGCCACGGUGGGAGUGCUGCUGGAUUUGACCAGGAGGACUCUGACCUUCUCCAUCAACGAGGACCAGCAAGGACCUGUGGCCUUUGAGAACCUGGAGGGCCUCUUCUUCCCCGCCGUCAGCCUCAACAGGAACGUGCAGGUGACGCUGCACACUGGGCUGCCGGUGCCCGAGUUCUACGCUUCGCGCUCGGCCAUGCCCUGA
Messenger RNA from Pseudopodoces humilis (Tibetan ground-tit), 2382 nucleotides. RefSeq names its product tripartite motif containing 9 (gene TRIM9). Gene Ontology annotation, cellular component: cytoplasm. Gene Ontology annotation, molecular function: protein binding; zinc ion binding. The record is from RefSeq and is a predicted model, not a curated record. Lineage: Eukaryota; Metazoa; Chordata; Aves; Passeriformes; Paridae.